UCCAAGUUCAAAUCGGGUAAUUUUGAUCUUUCCGACUCGUAUCGAUCAGGAAGACCAUCAGCGUUAGACAACGACGUGUUAAGGGCGGAAGUGGAAGCAAAUCCGUGUCAGACGAUCGAGGAAUUGUCAAACAGUCUCAACAAACCUUGGUCGACCAUCCAAGAACAUUUGAAGCAGAUUGGGAAAGUAAGCAGAGCAGGUGUUUGGGUCCCGCAUAAUCUGUCCGAACAGAAUAAGGCUAACCGAUCAAUCACAUGCAACUUAUUGCUUCAACGACACAACACAGAAGCGUUUUUUGAUCGCUUGAUCACAGGAGAUGAGAAAUGGGUCCUGUAUGAUAACCCAAAACGCAAAAGGCAGUGGCUCUCUCCAAAUGAAAUCCCUCGGAGUACUGCUAAGCCAGGUUUACACCCCAAAAAAGCGCUUUUGUGUGUUUGGUGGAGUAUUCGCGGCAUUGUUCAUUUUGAAUUACUGAAACCUGGACAAACUGUUACUGCAGACCUCUACAGCGAACAAUUGCAGCGAGUCAAUCAAUCUUUAAUUGAAAAGUGGCCAGCGAUUGUCAACCGAAAAGGCGUCAUUCUCCAACAUGACAAUGCAAGACCGCACUGCGCAAGGCGAACUCUAGAAAAAAUUAAUGAAUUGGGGUGGGAGGUGCCGCCUCAUCCACCAUAUUCGCCCGAUGUUGCACCAUCGGAUUUCCACUUAUAUCCGAGCGCUGCAACACUUUUUAAGUGGCAAAACAUUUGCAAAUUUGGAUGAUAUCCAAAAUGCCAUCUCUAGAUAUUUUGCCGAAAAACCAAUUAAUUUUUAUCGAUCAGGGAUUGAAAAUUUACUCACUAGAUGGCAAAAGGUUAUUGACAAUGAUGGGGAAUACAUCAUUGAUUAAAAAUAAAGACUCGUUAAAAAUGUAUGUGUUUGUAUUUAGCGUAAGAAAACGACAUUACUUUCCGGUCCCCCUAAUAUUAUGUAUGUCAGUUUUUUUAGAGCUCAACAGUGGGGCCUGACAAAACACAGUAGGUGGAGAAGAAAGAUCAGAAAAAAUACCCCCCACAUCCAAAAUGUGUUAAAAUUCAGCCAACUUAAUAGAAUUUAAAACUUGGCUGUGAUACCUCGGAUGCAGCGGCAAUGUGAUCGCUCUCUUUCUUCGUUUUUUUUCCAUUUAAUUAAGUCCAUUAAAGAUUAUUGUAAUGAUCGUGCACGUAAGGAAAAGUCGAUGCCAACUGCACGUAAUUAUAAUAUUUGUGUUGUCGAGCCUUCAAAACAUGUUUACGAUGGAAUUUAAGUGGAAAAACAAGCAACGGCACGUGUUAUUUCUUUUGAAUCUUCAUAUCACAAUAUCGUUAACUCUUUAUGACUGUGUACCCAAUUCAUAUAAUUUUAAAUAAAUACAAUAUUCUGUUGCGUCGCGAAAGAUUUUUUCGCGAGAAUUUUUUCUCUAUUAUUAUUUCUUUCCCCGUAUUCCACAAAUAUUGUAAUAAGAUUCAGAUGUAGCGAUAAUACACCGUAUUAUCGCCAAUUCUGAAAUGUUCAGUUUAUGUCCUCAAUUAUCCAUGUCCUUUGACCGUUAUUCGCGGGAAUUCCCCAAGUUAAUUAAACACUUUGAAUGUAUUGUUUACCCGAAAUCCCGCCGUUUAUUCGAGUAAUUUAUGUAUUUAGUAGGGUCGCUCAUGGAAUGCAUACCUUACGGCCCAAGUGAGAUCCGAUUAUCCACCCUCAUUUACUAUGGUCAUGCUUCCCCCACUCCAUUCAUCAUUUUAUGUGCGAAUACACAUUUGAUUUCCAAUUAGUUCAAGUUUAGUCUCCAACUUUGUAACAGCGCGGAACUAAUCGGUGUCUAUUUCAGCCUUGAUCGAAGCGCCGCAAAUAGUCCCAUCAUUGCAUUCAACAGUGAAGUUCUUCCGAUUUUUUUCAAUCCUAAUUAUAAAUUUAUAACAACUGUGAAAGUGUUGUUUUGUAUUUAGAAAUAAAAAUAAAUAUGAUCGAGUAUUUAUUUUAGAAACCACGUGAUCCAACCAUUUGAUUCUUCAUCCAAAAACAAACAUAUUCUCAAUUAUCAUAUACAUUAAAUCAGAACGUGAUAUAUAAGGUGUGUGAAUAAGUCUUUCCCGUUUUUUUCAAAUUUUGAGCCUUUAUUGUGAAAAAAUGGUUACAAAUGAAUUAUUGAAAGUAUUGGCCAUCGCUAGCUACAACUUUUUCCCAUCUUUCUGGCAACAUACGAAUCCCGUUGCGAAAAAAUUCGACCGGUUUGGCCUCUAUCCAGUCAUCCACCCAUUUUUUGGCUUCCUCGUAGGAAUGGAAGUGCUGGUCAGCCAGGCCAUGCGUCAUCGAUUUGAAGAGAUGGUAAUCAGACGGAGCAAUAU
Molecule: messenger RNA, 2363 nt
Organism: Diachasmimorpha longicaudata
Lineage: Eukaryota; Metazoa; Arthropoda; Insecta; Hymenoptera; Braconidae
Product: histone-lysine N-methyltransferase SETMAR-like
Exons: 1
Biological process (GO): mitotic DNA integrity checkpoint signaling; DNA integration; replication fork processing
Cellular component (GO): condensed chromosome; nucleus; site of double-strand break
Molecular function (GO): DNA topoisomerase binding; histone H3K4 methyltransferase activity; single-stranded DNA binding
Source: RefSeq, a predicted model, not a curated record